Messenger RNA from Cucurbita pepo subsp. pepo (vegetable marrow), 1679 nucleotides. NCBI's taxonomy places the organism in Eukaryota, Viridiplantae, Streptophyta, Magnoliopsida, Cucurbitales, Cucurbitaceae. The record is from RefSeq and is a predicted model, not a curated record.
UCAAUGUCAGCUAAACCCUAAACUCCAUCCAUUUUCAUCACUGGAAAUCUCUGAUUUUCUGAAGUGCGUCGGAGUCCUUCGCGUUCCGGCGAGAAGGUUUUGGUUCCGAGGAAUAAAAGAAUAAAAUGUUUUACUCGCACACGCUGUUGGCUCGAAAGACGCCAUUGGGGACUGUGUGGUGUGCUGCUCAUUUGCAGCACCGUCUCAACAAGAAAGACUACGAGAAGACUAAAAUUCCUGUCGUCGUCGAUGCCAUUAUGUUUGGUGAAGUACCGCUUGCCCUGCGGACGUCGAGCUACCUUCUGUUAGGUGUUGUGCGGAUUUAUUCAAAGCAAAUCGACUAUUUAAAACAUGAUGUUGAUGUUUUAGUGAUGGAGUUACGAAAAAUGCAUACGCAAGCUUCGGCGAAACUCACUUUGCCUGAGAAUGCUUAUCAGGCACCGUUUCAUUCUAUCACUUUGCCUGAGACUUUUGAUCUUGAUGCUCUGGAAUUGGACACUGAUAUUUAUUACGAUGGCUCUCCUGGAGUGGAGAUUGAACAUCUCCGUGAUGUUGAGGGCAAUCGGGGGGACGAUACCUUGGCAGAUUUAAUUGCUUCUCCAACAAGGUUCAUGCCUUCUCCUAGGCCUUCUGAAGGCUUAGGUUCACCAUCAGUAAUGAUUGGAUCUACUGGAAUGCUGUCAACACCUGGACAAGCAUCAACUGAACCUUCAAGAUCCAUGUUUGAAACUCCCGGAACAAUGGACGAGGGACUGGGUGCAGAAGAUAUUACACUCUCGGAUAUUCCGGAACAGAGAAGUCCUGCAGACGAGGAUCUUUAUUUCCUGGAAGCAGAUAGCUCACCAGCUGGUAGAUCAAGGUCUCAGGGAACUCAAGGUGUCGACUCAUUGUCCGUGAGAACGAGGGCUGUAGGUCGGUAUCUAAGGAGUCUUUCUCCUAUAAAAUCAAUCUCAGAUGACUCAACCCAAGAACUCUCUUUGAAUGACAUUCUAGAAGGAAAAAGAAGAAAGCUAAGCGCACGGAUGUUCUACGAGACACUGGUUUUGAAGAGCUAUGGACUUAUUGAUGUACAACAAGAUGAACCUUAUGGGGACAUCCGUUUGAAAUUGACUCCAAAGCUUUCUAUGGCUCAAAUAUAGCACUCACUAUAUAUUUGGCUAAGGUGUGCAUUGUAUUUACUGGUUAGGUUGCAGACGAUGUCCGACCUCGAGGUAGUUCUUUAUGUAAAUUUUCCAAGUUGCAAGAGGCGGAAAGUGCAUUUUGCUCAUCAGUGUACCAACCAAAUUUUGACCCGUGUAGAUAUGCAUGGUUUAGUAGGAAGAUGUGUAGUGCAAUUAUAGUAAGGCUAAUCAUCUCUAUUUUGUAAAUUAUAUCAGAAUUAGUACAUUUCCCACCUGUAGAAUAAGUCUCUUGUUUCGAUAUGACUUUUUAAGUGCUUAAAAACACUUUUUUUUAAAGCAUUGAGAAAGUCUAUCCAAGUGGUUUUGUAGAUUUUGCAAAUUACAGUAAAGACCAUGUAAGCUAUAGUGAGGUAGCUCAAGUAUUUACUACUUGUAGUGAGGAUGGAAGAUCAGCCUGUUCUACAAAACUUGUAUGAACUUUGCCUAAUUGUAUGCAUUCAGAUGGGAGCAUCUUGUGAGCUCCAAAUGAAAAUUGAAUUGAACGUUCUUGAUCGCUUA